Messenger RNA from Bombina bombina (fire-bellied toad), 9493 nucleotides. RefSeq names its product dedicator of cytokinesis 7 (gene DOCK7). The record is from RefSeq and is a predicted model, not a curated record. Gene Ontology annotation, biological process: small GTPase-mediated signal transduction; axonogenesis; positive regulation of GTPase activity. The transcript has 51 exons. Gene Ontology annotation, molecular function: guanyl-nucleotide exchange factor activity. Lineage: Eukaryota; Metazoa; Chordata; Amphibia; Anura; Bombinatoridae. Bases 143 to 6547 code for a protein of 2134 amino acids.
GGAGGCGCAUCCCUUAGCAGCAUUACGGUACUAGCCGGCCCUGUCCGCUGCUCUGGAGUACCAGGAGUAGACCGCACCGCUCUCCCUGUUCCAGGCGCUCCCGUCUCCCCCGUGUCCUCAGCCGGCGGGCACCGAGGCAGACAUGGCAGAGCGCCGCGCCUUCGCACAGAAAAUCAGCAGAACUGUGGCUGCCGAGGUACGAAAACAGAUAUCGGGACAAUAUGGUUCCCCACAGCUCCAUAAAAACUUAAAUGUUGGAGGGUCACACCAUGCCACAGUUCCCCUUACUGAGGCGGUAGACCCAGUAGACUAUGAAGAUUAUCUGGUCACUCAUCCUGUGGUCAUAGACUCCGGUCCCGUAAGAGACUUGUAUGAAUUUCCUCCCGACGAUGUGGAAGUUGUGUACACUCCCAGGGAAUGCAGAACCAUGGUCUCUUCUGUACCGGAUGAGAGUGAAUUGGAUCCCCAUGUCAAAGACUGUGUUCGAAGUUAUACAGAAGAUUGGGCGAUCGUGAACAGGAAGUAUCACAAACUAGGAACUGGGUUUAAUCCAAACACAUUGGACAAACAAAAAGAAAGGCAAAAAGGUUUACCAAAGCAAGUCUUCGAGUCAGAUGAUGUUCCAGAGAACAGCGUCUAUCAGGAUGACCAGGAUGAUUUGAAGAGACGCUCUAUGUCAAUAGAUGAUACUCCGCGUGGAAGUUGGGCUUGUAGUAUUUUUGACCUUAAAAACUCCUUACCUGAUGCUCUUCUUUCUAACUUACUUGACCGUACGCCAAAUGAAGAAAUUGAUCACCAAAACGAAGACCAAAGGAAUUCUAACAGACACAAAGAAUUGUUUGCUUUGCACCCUGCUCCAGAUGAGGAGGAACCUAUUGAACGACUGACUGUUCCUGAUGUGCCAAAAGAGCAUUUUGGGCAAAGGCUUCUAGUAAAAUGCUUAACUCUUAAAUUUGAAAUAGAAAUCGAACCAAUUUUUGCAAGUUUAGCUUUAUAUGAUGUCAAAGAGAAGAAAAAGAUUUCAGAAAACUUUUUCUUUGACCUAAACUCUGAGCAAAUAAAAGGAAUGCUGCGCCCACAUGCCAACCCUGCGGCUAUUAGCACAUUGGCAAGGUCUGCCAUUUUUUCCAUCACCUAUCCUUCCCAAGAUGUGUUUUUGGUGAUAAAGCUGGAAAAAGUAUUGCAACAGGGAGAUAUUGGAGAGUGUGCAGAGCCCUAUAUGAUAUACAAGGAAACAGACACUGCAAAAAACAAAGAAAAAUUAGAAAAACUAAGAAGCCAAGCAGAACAGUUUUCCCAGAGGUUGGGGAGAUACCGCAUGCCAUUUGCUUGGACUGCAAUUCAUUUAAUGAACAUUGUGAGCAGUGCUGGAAGUUUAGAACGGGAUUCUACUGAUGUUGAAAUUGGACCUGGAGAACGUAAGGGGUCCUGGUCUGAACGAAGGAAUUCUAGCAUCGUCGGAAGGCGGUCCUUAGAGCGCACCACAAGCGGGGAUGAAUCUUGCAACUUGACAAGUUUCCGACCAGCCACUCUGACAGUGACAAAUUUCUUUAAACAGGAAGGAGAUCGCCUUAGUGAUGAAGAUCUGUUUAAGUUUCUUGCUGAUAUGCGAAGACCAUCUUCUGUGUUAAGGAGAUUAAGACCUAUUACUGCUCAGCUGAAGAUAGAUAUAUCCCCAGCCCCAGAAAACCCCAGUUACUGCCUUACACCAGAAUUGUUACAAGUGAAAUUUUACCCCGACAGUAGAGUGAGACCAACAAGGGAGAUUUUGGAGUUCCCAGCAAGGGAUGUGUAUGUCCCAAACAGUACGUACAGAAAUCUUCUCUAUGUGUAUCCACAAAGCCUUAAUUUUGCAAAUCGCCAGGGAUCUGCACGGAAUAUAACUGUGAAAGUCCAGUUCAUGAGUGGGGAGGAUCCAGCCAAUGCCCUUCCAGUUAUCUUUGGCAAAUCAAGUUGUUCAGAAUUCUCAAAAGAAGCAUAUACAGCAGUCGUUUACCAUAACAGAUCACCAGAUUUCCAUGAAGAAAUAAAGAUUAAACUUCCAGCAACACUAACAGAUCAUCACCACUUGCUGUUUACAUUCUACCAUGUCAGCUGUCAACAAAAACAGAAUACUCCUCUUGAAACUCCAGUUGGAUACACAUGGAUACCUAUGCUUCAAAAUGGGCGCUUAAAAACUGGACAGUUCUGUUUGCCUGUUUCUUUAGAAAAACCUCCUCAGGCUUAUUCUGUGCUUUCCCCAGAGGUUCCUCUUCCAGGUAUGAAAUGGGUGGAUAAUCACAAGGGAGUUUUCAAUGUUGAGGUUGUUUCUGUUUCUUCUGUUCAUACACAAGAUUCGUAUGUUGACAAGUUUUUUGCCCUUGUUCAUGCCCUGGAUGAGCACAUGUUCCCAGUUCGCAUAGGAGACAUGAGGAUUAAUGAAAACAAUUUUGAAAGUGAAUUAAAAAGUAGCAUUUUGGCUCUGAACUCGGCCCAUUUAGAAGCAGUUGUUCGGUUUCUUCACCUGUUACUAGAUAAAUUGAUACUGUUAGUUGUGCGGCCUCCAGUCAUCGCUGGUCAGAUUGUUAACCUAGGUCAAGCUGCAUUUGAGGCAAUGGCUUCCAUUACAAAUAGAUUACACAAGAACCUGGAAGCAAAUCAUGAUCAACAUGGCAGAAACAAUCUCCUUGCAUCGUAUAUCCAUUAUGUCUUCCGAUUGCCAAACACUGAUCCAAACUCUCCGUCUCCAGGUGCUGGUGGUUUGGGCGGAUCAAUGCAUUACGCCACAAUGGCGAGAUCAGCAAACAGGCCAGCAAGCCUUAAUUUAAAUCGCUCACGGAGCCUUAGCAACAGCAACCCUGAUAUAUCGGGGACUCCCUCAUCACCAGAUGACGAAGUGAGAACAAUAAUUGGCAGUAAGGGUUUGGACCGCUCCAACUCCUGGGUAAAUACAGGUGGUCCCAAAGGGUCUCAGUGGGGAACUAACCCCAGCCCAAGUGCUGACUCCAUGCAGGGCUUGGAUCGCAGUUGUAAUCGCAUGUCUUCGCAUACAGAGACCUCAAGUUUCUUACAAACCUUAACUGGACGCUUACCAACUAAAAAGCUUUUCCAUGAAGAACUAGCUCUGCAGUGGGUUGUUUGCAGUGGAACGGUGCGAGAGGCUGCUCUUCAGCAAGCUUGGUUUUUCUUUGAAUUGAUGGUAAAAAGUAUGGUUCAUCAUUUAUACUUUUCAGAUAAGCUGGAUUCCCCUCGGAAACAUCGAUUUCCUGAACGGUUUAUGGAUGACAUAACUGCCUUAGUUAGCACAAUGGCCAGUGACAUAGUCACUAGGUUUCAGAAGGACACAGAAAUGGUGGAAAGACUUAACAUCAGCCUUGGAUUCUUUCUCAACAAUCUGUUGUCGGUUAUGGACAGAGGUUUUGUGUUUUGCCUUGUUAAAGCCUACUUCAAACAGGUUUCUUCCAAACUGUACUUGUUGCCAAAUCCAAGUAUACUGGUGUCUCUAAGGUUGGAUUUCCUGCGUAUAGUUUGCAGCCAUGAACAUUAUGUCACCCUAAAUUUGCCCUGUAGUUUGCUCACUCCACCAUCAUCUCCGUCCCCAUCAGUUUCCUCUGCAACUUCCCAGAGCUCUGGAUUUUCCACAAAUGUCCAGGACCAAAAGAUUGCAAAUAUGUUUGAGCUGUCUGUUCCAUUUCGGCAGCAGCACUAUUUGGCAGGACUUGUGCUGACCGAGUUGGCUGUAAUUUUGGAUCCUGAUGCUGAGGGCUUGUUUGGAUUGCAUAAAAAGGUCAUCAAUAUGGUACACAACUUACUAUCUACUCAUGAUUCUGAUCCUCGGUAUGCUGAUCGCGAGGUAAAAGCCCGGGUGGCCAUGCUUUACCUGCCUCUGAUUGGCAUAGUCAUGGAAACCGUGCCCCAGCUUUAUGAUUUUACAGAAACACUUAAUCAGCGAGGAAGGCCAAACUGUGCAACGGUGGAUGAACAUGAAAGCGAGGGGGGAAACAUGAUCAGCCAGACAGUUGCUAUGGCUAUUGCUGGAACAUCAGUACCGCAACUCAACAGACCAAGUAGUUUUGUUCUCACAACAAACUCCGCAAGACAGCAUUCUACAUUUUCAGCCGAAUCCAGCAGAAGCUUACUGAUAUGUUUGCUUUGGGUCUUAAAGAAUGCAGAUGAGGUUGUUCUCCAAAAAUGGUUCACAGAUCUCUCUAUCCUCCAACUAAACAGAUUACUUGAUUUGCUCUACCUCUGUGUCUCCUGCUUUGAGUAUAAGGGCAAGAAAACUUUUGAACGUAUGAACAGCUUGACAUUUAAGAAAUCCAAAGAUAUGAGAGCAAAGCUUGAAGAAGCAAUUCUUGGAAGUAUUGGGGCCAGACAGGAGAUGGUCAGAAGAAGUAGAGGUCAGCUUGAGAGAAGUCCGUCUGGUAGUGCUUUUGGCAGCCAAGAAAAUCUUCGAUGGCGAAAAGAAAUGACUCACUGGAGGCAGAACACAGACAAGCUGGACAAAGGCCACAAGCCAGCAAGAUCAAGGGCAGAGUUAGACCACGAAGCCCUUAUAGAUGGAAACCUUGCAACAGAAGCAAACUUGAUCAUUUUGGAUACACUGGAAAUUAUUGUUCAGACUGUCUCUUUGACGGAAUCAAAAGAGAGUAUUUUAGGAGGGGUGCUGAAGACAUUGUUACACAGCAUGGCCUGCAAUCAGAGUGCCCUAUAUCUGCAGCAUUGUUUUGCCACACAAAGAGCCCUUGUGUCGAAGUUUCCUGAGCUCCUGUUUGAAGAAGAAACGGAGCAGUGCGCAGACCUGUGCCUCCGAUUGCUCCGGCAUUGCAGCAGUAGUAUCGGCACAAUAAGGUCCCACGCCAGCGCUUCUCUCUAUCUGCUUAUGAGGCAGAACUUUGAAAUUGGAAAUAAUUUUGCACGAGUUAAAAUGCAGGUGACCAUGUCCCUGUCCUCUCUAGUAGGAACAUCUCAGAAUUUCAAUGAAGAAUUUUUAAGGCGAUCAUUAAAAACCAUUUUAACAUAUGCCGAGGAGGAUCUGGAGUUACGUGAGACAACGUUCCCUGAUCAGGUUCAGGACCUUGUGUUCAAUCUGCACAUGAUUCUUUCAGACACGGUAAAAAUGAAAGAACACCAAGAAGACCCAGAAAUGCUGAUUGACCUAAUGUACAGGAUUGCAAAAGGAUAUCAGACCUCACCUGAUCUGCGUUUAACGUGGCUGCAAAACAUGGCUGGGAAGCACUCUGAGAGGAGCAAUCACGCAGAAUCUGCGCAAUGUCUUGUUCACUCUGCAGCUCUCGUGGCAGAAUAUUUAAGCAUGUUAGAGGAUCGUAAAUACCUUCCAGUAGGCUGUGUGACCUUUCAGAACAUUUCUUCAAAUGUUUUGGAAGAGUCUGCAGUGUCUGACGACGUUGUAUCACCUGAUGAAGAAGGCAUCUGCUCUGGAAAGUAUUUUACAGAGGCUGGUCUUGUGGGACUGUUGGAGCAGGCCGCAGCAUCUUUCUCAAUGGCUGGCAUGUAUGAAGCUGUAAAUGAAGUUUAUAAAGUACUUAUUCCUAUACAUGAAGCCAACAGAGAUGCAAAGAAACUAUCUACUAUUCACGGGAAACUUCAGGAGGCCUUUAGCAAGAUAGUUCAUCAGAGCACUGGCUGGGAGCGAAUGUUUGGGACAUAUUUCCGUGUUGGUUUCUAUGGAACCAAAUUUGGUGAUUUGGAUGAGCAAGAGUUUGUAUACAAGGAACCAGCAAUCACAAAACUAGCAGAAAUUUCUCAUAGACUAGAGGGUUUUUAUGGCGAGAGGUUUGGGGAAGAUGUUCUUGAAGUUAUUAAAGACUCUAAUCCUGUCGAUAAAUGUAAAUUAGAUCCCAACAAGGCCUUCAUUCAGAUCACCUAUGUGGAACCUUACUUUGACACCUAUGAAAUGAAGGACAGGAUCACAUACUUUGAUAAGAACUAUAACCUGCGCCGGUUCAUGUACUGUACUCCAUUCACGCUUGAUGGGAGAGCUCAUGGCGAGCUUCAUGAACAGUUCAAGCGGAAGACUAUCCUAACUACAUCACAUGCCUUCCCGUACAUCAAAACCAGAAUAAACGUCAUCCACAAGGAGGAGAUCAUUUUAACACCGAUAGAAGUUGCUAUAGAAGAUAUGCAGAAAAAGACACAGGAGUUGGCGUUUGCAACACAUCAAGAUCCCGCAGAUCCUAAGAUGCUGCAAAUGGUCCUACAAGGAUCAGUGGGAACCACAGUGAAUCAGGGACCUUUAGAAGUUGCUCAGGUGUUUUUAUCAGAAAUACCAAAUGACCCGAAACUCUUCAGACAUCAUAAUAAACUGAGACUUUGUUUUAAAGACUUCACAAAAAGGUGUGAAGAUGCACUGCGUAAAAACAAAAGUCUGAUUGGUCCAGAUCAAAAGGAAUAUCAGCGCGAAUUAGAAAGAAAUUACCAUCGUCUGAAGGAAGCACUACAGCCACUUAUCAACCGAAAGAUCCCUCAGUUAUACAAAACUGUUAUACCCGUGACCUGUCACAGGGAUUCUUUCAGCAGAAUGAGUCUACGGAAAAUAGACCUCUGAACAAAAGAUGAGGAAGCUCUAUGGACUCAAUAACCAGAAGACAAGAGACAAUGUAUUUUAGUCCUAUAUAUUGCAACUUUAUGGCCAAAGGUGGUCUUCAAUUUCACCAGUGGACUGUUCCUGGAAGCAGCAAUUAGAUAUAUUUUUUACUAGCCGCAUGUUACAACAACCAUGUUUUACCACUAUUUAUAGCAAAUCAAUGUUGAUAUUUGUUUAGAUUAUUUUUUAUUUAUAUUCAGACUGUUUCAAAUGGUAUUUUUUUAUGUUUUUAAGGUACUGUUGAAUAUGUUCAUUUUCACCAAAUUCGUGGCACAAGUAUUUCUCAGUCACAAAAGAAAUCAACGAAAUACGUUUUUUUUAGUCAUGUUUGAUAAAGGGACAGUAGCGUUAAAAUUAAACUCUAAUGAUUCAGGUAGAGCAUAUCAUUUUAAACAACUUUACAAUUUUUUUUCUCUUAUCCAAUUUUCUUCAUUCGUCCUUUGUUGAAGAGUAAAACCUAGAUAUGAUCAGGAUUGUGCAUUUGCUUUUAGAUGUCUAUGGUAGCAGUGUGUAACUACUACAAAUAUUCUUUUGAUGCCAGAAUGCUAAAGAAACGUGCACACUCCUAAGCUCCUAUGAGCCCAUCUAGGUUUAUGCUUCAACAAAGGAUAUCAAGAGAAUGUAGCACAUUUGAUCAUAGAAGUAAGUUGGAAAGUUGUUUAAAUGACUUUCUCUUUAUGAAUAAGGAAAGUAAUGUUUGCUUCACUGUCUAUUUAUUUAUCUGGCACUUGGGAUUUGCAUAGAAUAUUAAGUAUUAGCUUCUUCACAACAGGAUAUUAAUUAGAAAGCCUAGGAAUUUAUUUCUAAAAUAAACUAUUAUGUAUCUGGUGAAGAUGCGAUUUGUAAUCAUUCAAAUAAAGGCUGUAGAGAGGUUGCCUAGUACAGUACCAAUGUGUAAUAAUUCAUUUGCAAUAUUACCAUUAUGGGAUUUGCCCCAUGAUACUGAUUGGGUUUUGCCUUAAAACAUAAAAUGAUUCCUUAAUGAUUUUCAUAAUAUUUUUGUGAAUCUUGUGUAGAAUCAGUAGAGUGUAGGAAAGCACACUUUUUAGUUAAACUAAAUAGUUUAUAUAUUUCCAUUCUAAAGCCUUUGUUUGAGUCUAAAUUAGUUUUCUUAAAUCAUUCAAACGUAUUUCUUCUAAUGGUCUAUAGGUACAUAAUAUGCAUAACUACCUAAUUCAUUUAUCAAAAGCAAGUUUUAAAGGUACUGCCCCCUUUAUGCUUUUUAGAUAGAUAUUUUUAGUUUUUUAUGGUGCAAGAUUCUGUUUUCUAGCUGGAAAUACAAUUCUGCAAGAAAUAACUGCAUGCAAUACAGCAUCUGCAAAUGAUAUAACCUUGGUUUAAUAAUUGGUGUCAAAUCAUAUUUACUGAAUAUUAUUUGUUGUAUUGUUUAGACAAAAAUGUGUAAGACUAUUAAACACAUUGCGUGUAGGACAUACAACGUCACACAGUUGAAUCUACAUCUUUUUUUUGUAAUUUUAUUUUCAGUUGCAGUAUUUUUAAUGCCUUCCUGAUUAUGAAAUUAUGUAAUCUAGUAUCUGAUUUUUUUUUCUAUGUAUUGCAGUUUAACUCAUUUUUCAAGUUCGAAAAAGCAAGGUGUAAGAUUUCCAAGAUAUGUGUGAAUUAUAGAAGCUCAAAGCUGGUUUUAUUUAUUUUUCAAUUGAAAUCCCCGCCAAAAAUGUUCACUUUGUAAGGAUUUGUAAGUUCUAUACAAUGGUACUGUAAUUAUUGGGCACAUGCCUGAAGGAAAAAUGUUUUAAUGUAGAAUACAUUUCAUGUUUUUAUUCCUUAUGAUUAUUAAAAUCAUGUCCUGCUCCUGUAAUUAAAUUGAAACACAUCCUACGUCAAUGUUUAAUUGGUGUCUGUCACUUGUGUAUCCUGUUAUACGUUUUAAGUUCCUUUGACUGAUUUCUUUUCUUUUCUGUAUAAUCAGAUUCUAAAGCACAUUUAUAUAAUAUUAGGAUCUCCGUCAUUCAAUUUAAAACAAAUCAAACAUUACAUACAUUACAUGUACAUAGCAUUGUAUUGAAUCAUUAUUCACAAUAACAAAGCGCGGUUACAGAUGACAUCAUUAGCAUAAAACACAAGUAUAUUCCAGCUGUUGACAUUAAGUGUCUGUAAACGUAAUAUUUAUUAACAUUUCAUUUAUCAUAUUAAUAUAAUAGUAGUGUUUUGCCAGCAUGUAUAUUAUAUUUUCGUGCCUGAAACAUUAUAUAUAUUUGUUCUUUGAACUUACCGCAUUACACUUGUCUCUGUCCUCCCCGGUCUCAAUUCGCUGCUUGCCAUAAAGCCUAACAUUGUGCCUUAUCCAAACAAAUUUCACUAGCCCGCCCCUACCUCCGCUAAAGCUCUCCUCCUAACAUCCUUGCAUGCUCUAUCUUCACAUUCUUAUACUGUCUGCAGGGGGAGCCCUGCGAUUAUAAUGUGCAUCAUGCGCAGCACUUCAGAGACUACAUGGAACACACUCAAUGUACACUAAACGGAACACAGUAUUAUACCGCAAUAGUCCUACCGCUUUAACUAUCGAAAAAAAUUAAAAGGCCAAAUUCGGAUAGGCGGCCUGCAAGGGUCUGACCAUCCUUAGACAUUGAUCAUGGCUUUAGGAUGCAUGGUGGGUGUUGCCUGCCUAUCCCUAAGCACACAAGAUUAUUCAUUGGUUUUUCAGAUGAGGAGUAAAAUCACCCUGUAACGCUCACUUUGCUGCUAGGGUCUAACACAAGAGUAUUCAUUGGUUUUGCUCCAAGUUGUCUUGGACUAUGGCCUAAAUCUAGGGUCCUUGUUUCCCCUGACACAUUGUGUACCUUGUAUAUGCAGCUGACAUAUUUGGUGGUUAUCAGAAUGUUACCAUGGAUUCUCACCUGUUCUUGCUGCCAUCUAGUGCUCUUGCAAAUAAAUAACCUUCUUGCAAAA